Marmota monax (woodchuck) is the source of this 1939-nucleotide messenger RNA. It is a transcript of the gene Ppp1r1b, whose product is annotated as protein phosphatase 1 regulatory inhibitor subunit 1B. Gene Ontology annotation, molecular function: protein phosphatase inhibitor activity. Bases 576 to 1187 code for a protein of 203 amino acids. The transcript is spliced from 7 exons. Lineage: Eukaryota; Metazoa; Chordata; Mammalia; Rodentia; Sciuridae. The record is from RefSeq and is a predicted model, not a curated record. Gene Ontology annotation, biological process: intracellular signal transduction. Gene Ontology annotation, cellular component: cytoplasm.
AUGCUCAUUGGCUACUUUCUCCUAGGCCCUCCCUCCCAGCGCCCCGCGCCAGUCCCAGGCUGAGGGGACGGGCAGGGACCCCAGAUUUGGCACCAGAGGAGGGAGCCCCACAGAGAACGAGAGACCCGGAGGCGAAGAGAGGCACGGGAGGGAGGUAGAGGCAGGUCGGAAUUCGCUGAGAAAAGACCCGCGGGCAGGCAGCGACCCCGGGAGCCGGAGGAAGGAGGCAGAGCCCGGGGCGCGGGAGCCGGGCAGCCCGCUGGGGCGCGCGGGGACCUGGGCGGAGACCCGGAGCAGGAGCGCGGCGGGCCCGGGAGUGGGGGGCUCGCCGAGCCCAGCGCGGGAGGCGAGCCCGGCGGCCGAGCCCUCCCGGCGCUUGCUCGCCCUCCCCUCGCUCGGCGCGGUAUUUUUAUCUGUGCGGGAGCCGCCGCCUCCUCCUCCUCCUCCUCCUCCUCCUCCUUUUCCUCCUCCUCCUCCUCCUUCUUCUCGCCGUACGCACUCGCUGGCAGUGCCACGGCCCGAGCAGCACAGGGGAGCCGAGCAGGGACGCAGCCCGAGAUCCCGAGGCACCCGCCAUGGACCCCAAGGACCGCAAGAAGAUCCAGUUCUCGGUGCCCGCACCCCCGAGCCAACUCGACCCCCGCCAGGUGGAGAUGAUCCGGCGCAGGAGACCAACCCCUGCCAUGCUGUUCCGGCUCUCAGAGCACUCCUCACCAGAGGAGGAGGCCUCCCCCCACCAGAGAGCCUCAGGAGAGGGGCACCACCUCAAGUCAAAGAGACCCAAUCCCUGUGCCUACACACCCCCCUCGCUGAAAGCCGUGCAGCGCAUUGCUGAGUCCCACCUGCAGACCAUCAGCAACUUGAGUGAGAACCAGGCCUCGGAGGAGGAGGAUGAGCUGGGAGAGCUGCGGGAGCUGGGUUACCCAAGAGAGGAGGAUGAGGAGGAGGAGGAGGACGAGGACGAGGAGGAAGAAGAAGACAGCCAGGCUGAAGUCCUGAAGAGCAUCAGGGGGUCUGCUGGGCAGAAGAUAAGCUAUGGCCAGGGUCUGGAGGGGCCCUGGGAACGUCCGCCCCCUCUGGAUGAGCCUCAGAGAGAUGGAACCUCUGAGAACCAACUGGAAGACGCAGCACUAAAUGAGCCAGGGGAGGAGCCUCAGCGCCCAAGCCCUCCUGAGCCUGGCACUUAAGUUCCCAAUCAUGCCUCUCCCCAGAGGAAGUGGAGGGGGCACCGCUGUUCCCUAGAAGCCCACUCUGCCCUCAUCCUGUUUUGUACCCUUCCCCUCACCUGCUAGGGCUGCAGCUUCUAAGUUCUAGAAGACUAAGGCUGGUCUGUGUUUGCUUGUUUGCCCGCCCUUGGCUGAUGCCCAGAGUCUCUGAUGCCUAUCCCUGCCAGAUGUUCCUCCAUUCACCCAGUGGGAGGUGGGAUAUGAGCAAGCCCACGCUGGAAAAAUCAGAAACCCAAAACAAGGAUUGCCCCUUUAUAAUUCCACUCCUCAGAUCCUCUCCCCUGGGCACAGGAGACCCACAGGGCAGGACCCUAAGAUCUGGGGAAAGGAGGUACUGAGACCCUGCAGGUGCCCUUAGAUCUUUCUCCAUCCCCUCUUCUUUGGAAAACUCCAAGUCACUACCCCUUUCACUGGCUUCUACCAGGACCCAGGACAAGACUUUUUCUCCACAGCCUCCACAUUUUGGAACUCUUCCCUUUAUCACCCCUGCUCCUCCUGGGUGCCUGGAAGAUGGACUGGCAGAGGCUGCUUUGUUGCAUUUUGUUUGUGCUUUGAUGCCAGGAAUGCCACCUAGUAUAUGUCCUUAGAAGGGGCACACGUUGGGGGGGGGGCGCCAGGAUUUCCUUGUCCUCCGGCUGUUCUGUCCCCUUCUCCUUCUUCCCUGACUCUAGACCUGAAACUCCCCCAUGCUGUAAUAAAUCUUUGUAAAUAAC